Durusdinium trenchii is the source of this 804-nucleotide messenger RNA. Lineage: Eukaryota; Dinophyceae; Suessiales; Symbiodiniaceae. The record is from the annotation of a GenBank genome assembly.
AUGAGUUUGGCAUGUCCCCAACGAGAGUCCCUCUUCGACCAGCCACUUGACCUCAGGUUUGCAGAUUUCCCUCCUCAACUCAGCCAGCAAGGCAGCUUUGCAAAGUUUACCUUCGAUGCCUUUUUCAUUCGCAAUAAGAGAGACAUGAUCAACAUCCAGCUGAAGAUCCUUCAGAUGAAGAAGGAGGAGGCUGAGAAGAAGCGCCAGGAGGCGGAGAAUGAAUUGAACCGUCUGCAGGGAGAUGAGACCUCACAAAGCAACGAAGUGGAGACUUUGCAGCAACGUUUGCAAGAAGAGGCCGGGAAGAAUGAAGACCAGGUCGUCCGGGAGCAGGAGGAGCAACGCGAGAAGGUGUUGGAAGAAGCCGAGCAGGUCUUUGGGCUCCUGAACGCCCGGGCCAAGAAAGCCUCCAGCGACGCCGAAGCGCAGGUGAAGCAGUGGGAGCAAGGCGAUGGUGGCGAACUGCUUCAAGCCAUCAGCCGCGGAGAGGGCGCAGCCAAGUUGCAGCAAAUGAUGGGCCAGGUGGAUGUGCAGGGCAUGGCGGCUGACUACACCAAACAGGCCCAGCAAAUGGCAGGCGAUUUGCAGAGUCAGGACUGGGUCCAACAGGCGGCAGCCAGCGCGCAGGGUAUGGCCGCUGAAGCCACGAAGCGUGGUCAGGAGCUCUACAGCAGUGACCAGGUGCAAGGCAUGAUGAAGAGUGAGCAAUUGCAGGCCGCCUUGCAAGCUGGCCAGGAUGCAGCCAGCAGCGCUGUUGCUUCUGCACAGGCGGCUGCGGAGGCGAGAACGGCCUCUGAGAAAUGA